Molecule: messenger RNA, 2835 nt
Organism: Malaya genurostris
Lineage: Eukaryota; Metazoa; Arthropoda; Insecta; Diptera; Culicidae
Exons: 5
Coding region: 842-1888 (348 amino acids)
Biological process (GO): cellular response to hydrogen peroxide
Source: RefSeq, a predicted model, not a curated record
UCGUCCGCGAUACACUUGUUUUUUUUCUGCUCCGUAUCAGGACGGUAUUAAUUACAAAAUCUCGAGUGCGAAGGUGUUUCCCUAGCAAGGGCUAGCGGAAACAUUUCUGUUGUGAGAUCUUUCUUAGAUCUAAUAAGUGAUCGGCAGUGAUACACACCGGCAGUGAUACACACCGGCAGCAGACAGUUGUGUGCUUCAGCGUUUCUACCUGUCGCUUGAAUAGCAUCGGCACCAGCAGUGGUUGAUUCAUCAAGGUCACGCGAGGGAAACAAUCGAAGCGAACUCAUCUAUCGGCUCAACAAACCAUACCGUAGCAGACAAAUAGAAAAAAAACUCGAAGCAAAUUGCUUGUUCGCGCGACGACGUAUGAACAUUGUGACAGUCAGCUAAUAAAAAACAGAAUCACGAUCAAAGUUGUUCACCCUUAAUAUCAUCACAUCCUGAAUGUUCAAUAAAGGAUCCUGUAUGAAGGACGCUUCCGCCCAUCAUUCACAAUAAACACACACACGCACCACCCGCCCAUUCAUUUCGGAUCAAGAGUGUGUUGAGAAUGAUGUGGAAAGUUUCCUUUUUUGGAAGCGCCAUAUUAAAUCUUGUUUUGAUGCCAUCCCUUUCUAUAAGUUGCCAAGAGAAUACAUUAAAGAAUCGAAAAAUUUGUCAUUGAGACUCGAUGGAAUGUCAUUGAACUUCCUGUUGACUAAAUCGAAGCUGAGUUUGACCGUACCUUUCAAAGUACCUUGUACACACGAAGCAGAGGAAAAAAUUGCAUAGGUGAUACCAUAGUUCACUGGCUUCGUUAAAACCAGUUUUUAGUCGAGGAAAGAUCAACAUUUAACGCGCAAUGUCUUCGGAAUCCGAAGAGCAGGACUUCGACGGAACACAGCAGAUUCUGCGGAUGAUGACAGCCCUCUCGCCUGAAGUUGAAUCCAUUCCGACCGACACGAUUUCGAAUAUGAACCCUUUCCAAAUUAAGCCAUCCUUCGUAGAGACUCUCAGCAAAAGUGAAGCCACAAUAAAAGAAAUAUUUGGCUCCCACUGUGAAUGCGGUGCAGAAAGAGUAUUUGCUGCUCCCAAAGAAUCCAAAUGUCUGUCUGCCAAAGCGAACUCGGUUGGUAGUAAGAGCCUCGAGCACGGUAUAAUCAAUCCAACUACGUUCAAGCAUAAGAAUAAAGGAGAGAAAAAAGGAAUCAUUCGAGAAUCGAUACUGCAGAAUAUUGGCAAAUGUGUUCACCAGAACCUAAAGCAGAAUAACGUCGCAAAGAAAAUUCAGCCAAACUCGCUUUCCUCCAUUUCAUUUACUCCCACAGUGAACACAUUGAAAGCUUCACUAUCAGAAAAUAAUCUCACUAGAUGUUUUAACACAGAUUCCAGUAAUGAUAUUCUGGAUUUCAGGUUAUUGGUUGACCAGUGCAGUGAGCUAACGAUAUCUUCUCCGAGUGGUGGUAAAGCUGUAGACAGUCCCAAUUUUGCACAGGGCAGUUUUAGGGCAUUACGUCAGCCAGAUUUUUCCGCGUUUCAACGAAACCGAACUGCCAUCCAUCGUCGUAAUCGUCGAGCACGGCAACUCAAACGAUCCAAUAGCACCUCGUCACUGGAAUCGGAUAGCAGCAGCACCGGUAGCAUCCCGUUCAGUGGUCCCAAGGGAGCUUGUUCCACCGGAGCAUCUCAUAACGGUAGUCAACAGAUUCAAUCGCCAACUCAACAACAGCAAUCUCACUCUCAGUCAUCUUCCCCAUCGUCGUCAUCCUCCGCGUCCUGUUCGACCCAGGCUAGACUGAACAGUACGAUGCCCUGCGAUAUCACCAUUGACGAAAUGGCCAGCUAUUUCGAAACACUGGUUCACAUACCGAAGAAAAUGUCUAGCAUGGCCGAAAUGAUGUAUAUUUAGAAUGAGCAACUUAAUGGUGCCCUGGGGAAGGCAUACUCAUUGGGUGUCUUUAGUGACAUCCAAUGCAGACACGCGUUAAGAGAUUUGGUGAACGUUCCUAGCUAAAGGAACACUGUCUGCUGCAGCAGAUGACAUACCUCUGAAAAUUGCUAGAAUUUUGUUCAAGUCGUUGCUAGCCAGUGCUAAAUAGUUCUUCGGGUGAAAAUUCUAAUUAUUCGUUAACGAAACAGAGCUAUCCUCAGUUGGUUUCGAUAGUGAGCAUUGCUUGUAAAAUUUGAUAUAAUUCAAAGGAACUGCUGUAAUCGUUGGAAAACUCUAAACUAAAUAAAUGCAGAAGAUUCGUUUAUCAUUAUGCAGCUUUAGUUCAAAUAAAUCAGUGAUUACAUAAGCUUCACCAUUUUUCGCAAACUUGUUUGUAUCGAAUUGGUGACAGUAAGUAUCGAAUCGAUGUACAUUUGCUGUCCGACGUCGAUCGAAUGUGCUGUGCAUCAAAAAUAGUUUAAGUGUACGAACUUUAAGUUUGUUCUUGUUUCAUAGUUCCAAUGCAACCAUGCGUUUAAUUUUUAUAUUACCUACACUUAAAACUCAACAUUAAUGUAAACGAAACUAUUCGCGGAAAAGUAUAACUUUUAUAAAUGUAGACUAAUUUAUAGACAAUGAUAGAGUGGACGUUUCGCCGGAAUUGGUUGUAAAGAAGAGAAAAGAAAAUUUCAAUGAACAAUUAGUGGAAUGGCAUACAUGAAAAAUCAAAGAAUAUCACCGAAUAUGUCCAACCUGGUGAUGGUGUCCAUCAUGCAGCUGCAAUUUACGCAGCCAUGUAUAUCCUGUGCAUACCAAAAUAAACAAUAAAUGUUUUAAUUGCAACAUCUAACUAGGGUACUCAAUAGUAACCUUACUUGGCGCGCGAUUUAUUGAAUUAUUUUCCAAUAAAAAGUAUAUAAAUCAGA